This is a messenger RNA of Necator americanus (New World hookworm), 1218 nucleotides long. RefSeq lists its product as uncharacterized. Gene Ontology annotation, molecular function: protein disulfide isomerase activity. Lineage: Eukaryota; Metazoa; Nematoda; Chromadorea; Rhabditida; Ancylostomatidae. The record is from RefSeq and is a predicted model, not a curated record. Bases 1 to 1218 code for a protein of 405 amino acids. Gene Ontology annotation, cellular component: cell surface; endoplasmic reticulum. Gene Ontology annotation, biological process: response to endoplasmic reticulum stress; protein folding. The transcript has 12 exons.
AUGCUUGAUGACGUCGGAGUCGCUUCGGUGGCACAAAUCGUGGAAAUAAUGUGUAGUCGUACAUGCAAGGCGGCUCAGGGUAGCCAUAUUAAACUCGCAAAAGUGGACGCCACCGUAGAGAAAACUCUUGCCGAGAAAUAUGGCGUUUCUGGCUUUCCAACACUUAAGGUCAUGCGGAACGGAAGGAGAUUCGAAUAUAAAGGUCCACGCGAAGCUUAUGGAAUUGUCAAAUAUAUGACUGAACAAGCAUUGCCAGCGGCGAAAAAACUAGACGGAGUCUUUGAGGUGGAAAGGUUCAUGGUGAAGGAUGAUGUGACGAUUAUUGGGUUCUUUGCUACAGAAUCUUCUUCCGCUUUUGAGGCCUUCUCUGAUGCUGCGGAAAUGCUUCGCGAGGAGUUCAAAUCCAUGGGCUAUGUAUCGGAUCCGAAAGCUUUCAAAAAGUACGAUGCAAAACCGAAUGACAUCAUCAUCUUUUAUCCUUCUCUUUUCCAAAGCAAAUUCGAGCCUAAGAGCAGGACAUUCAACAAGGCAGGCGCUACUCUCGAAGAGCUGUUGUCGUUCUUUCGCGAUCAUUCUGCUCCUCUUGUCGGCAAGCGAACUAGAAGCAAUGUCGCUACCCGAUACUCUAAAUUCCCACUUGUUGUCGUCUAUUACAAUGCAGAUUUUUCGCUGCAGUACCGAGAGGGUAGCGAAUACUGGCGUCAGAAAGUCCUUAAUAUCGCACAAAAGUAUCAAAAAGAUAAGUACAUCUUCGCGGUGUCUGACGAGGAGGAAUUCGCUGAGGAACUCGAAAGCGUCGGUUUAGGCAAGGCUAAAGCUUUCGUCAAAUCUGCUCCCCUACCUCGUGAUGAUAAGGGUCCUUUGCGGACGCUGGUUGGAUCAAACUUUGAUAAGAUUGUUAACGAUGAAAGCAAGGAUGUGCUUAUUGAAUUCUAUGCUCCAUGGUGUGGUCAUUGCAAGGCUUUUGAGCCAAAGUACAAAGAGCUUGCAGCAAAUCUGAAGAAAACGCAACCAAAUCUGAUUAUAGCUAAAAUGGACGCUACCGCUAAUGAUGCUCCUUCUGCAUAUUCAGUUGGAGGAUUCCCUACCAUUUACUUUGCACCCAGCGGAAAGAAAUCAACCCCGAUUAAGUACGAAGGAAAUCGAGACUUGGACCACUUGACGAAAUUCAUGGAAAGCAACGCGGUGAAAUCAUUCCAGAAGAAGGAAGAACUAUAG